AAUACCUGGACAACACAGAUGUUGAUCAAUACUGCUGCUACAGGGGUCCUGUAAUAAAUACCUGGACAACACAGAUGUUGAUCAAUACUGCUGCUACAGGGGUCCUGUAAUAAAUACCUGGACAACACAGAUGUUGAUCAAUACUGCUGCUACAGGGGUCCUGUGAUAAAUACCUGGACAACACAGAUGUUGUUGAAGAAAAAGUGAACUUUGGAAAUUAAGCUGCACCUCCUGAAUGAAGAGAGUUAUUUGAUGAAGGGGACAGUGCUCUAAGUGACUCUGGGGAGAGAGAGGAGGGGAGCCCUGCCUCUAAAAUGAGUUUCUCUGGGGAGAGAAAGAAGGGGGGCCCUGCCUCUAAAAUGAGUCUCUCUGGAGCUAGAAAGAAGGGGGGCCCUGCCUCUAAAAUGAGUCUCUCUGGGGAACAUGACACCAAAGCUAUGAGACCAAUGCAGCAGGAGAGACCAGCCUCCCCUGUUCCCAGCUGUGUGUCCAUGAAGAGUGACUGGUCUAUGAAUCAACCUUUACAGUUUAGAAAGGGAGACUUUUCUACUGAACAAAGACCAAUCCAGCAGGAGAGACCAGCCUCCCCUGUUCCCAGCUGUGUGUCCAUGAAGAGUGACCGGUCUAUGAAUCAACCUCUAUACUUUAGAGAGGGAGACUUUUCUACUGAACAAAGUCCAAUCCAGCAGGAGAGACCAGCCUCCCCUGUUCCCAGCUGUGUGUCCAUGAAGAGUGACCGGUCUAUGAAUCAUCCUCUAAACUUUAGAGAGGGAGACUUUUCUACUGAACAAAGAAACCAACAGGAGAGAUCAGAGUCAGAGAUUCUCAGUGGUCAGUCUUCCCAGAGUCAUCAAACAGACCUGGCCUCCAUAUUCAGUUUGCUUGAAGAGAAAAUGAUGACAUUUAUGAAGAAUGAGCUGAAGAUGUUCAAGAGGAUUCUUAGUCCAGAACUCCCAGAAGGCUUUGAGAGUCAGAAGCAGGAUAAGGAAGUGGUGGAUGCUGAAGAUGAGAAGCAGGAGAGCAGUGCCAGAGAGGGGGCUCUGAAGAUCACACUGCACAUCCUGAGGAAAAUGAACCAGAAGGAGCUUGCUGACACACUGGAGAAAUAUUCAGAUGAGCUUGCUGUGAUUUGCCAACGUGAACUCAAAUCUAAUCUCAAGAAGAAGUUUCAAUGUGUAUUUGAGGGGAUCGCUAAACAAGGAAACCCAACACUUCUCAAUAAGAUCUACACAGAGCUCUACAUCACAGAGGGUGGAACAGGAGAGGUCAAUAAGGAACAUGAGCUGAAACAGAUUGAGACAACAACCAGGAAACAAGCAAGACCAGAGACUGCAAUCAAAUGUAACGACAUCUUCAAACCCUUAACUGGACAAGACAAACCUAUCAGAACUGUGCUGACAAAGGGAGUCGCUGGCAUUGGAAAAACAGUCUCUGUGCAGAAGUUCAUUCUGGACUGGGCUGAAGGAAAAGCAAAUCAGGAUGUCCAAUUUGUAUUUUCAUUCCCUUUCCGGGAGCUGAAUUUGAUGAAAGAGGACAAACACACUUUCAUUGAACUGCUCAAUCACUUCUCAAUGGAAACCAAACAAUCAGGAAUCUCCAUCAACAACAAGUACAAAGUUCUGUUCAUCUUUGAUGGUCUGGAUGAGUGCCGACUGCCCCUAGACUUCCAGAAGAACAAGAUCUGUUGGGACGUCACAGAGUCAACCUCAGUGGAUGUUCUGCUUACAAAUCUCAUCAAGGGAAAUCUGCUUCCCUCUGCUCUCCUCUGGAUAACUACCCGACCUGCAGCAGCCAAUAAGAUCCCUUCAUGGUGUGUUGACCAGGUGACAGAGGUACGAGGGUUCAAUGACCCACAGAAGGAGGAGUACUUCAGGAAGAGAUUCAGUGAUGAGGACCUGGCCAGCAGAAUCAUCUCACACAUAAAGACAUCAAGGAGCCUCCACAUCAUGUGCCACAUUCCAGUCUUCUGUUGGAUUUCUGCAACAGUCCUUGAACACAUGCUGAAACAUAAGAGAGAAGAGAUGCCCAAGACUCUGACUGAGAUGUACACACACCUUGUGGUGUUUCAUACCAAACAGAAGAAUGAAAAGUAUCUUGGGAAAGAAGAGACAGGUCCACACUGGAAUAAAGAGAGCAUUCUGUCACUGGGAAAACUGGCUUUUCAACAGCUUGUGAAGGGCAAUCUGAUUUUCUAUGAAGAAGACCUGAAAGAGUCAGGCAUUGAUGUCAAUGAAGCCUCAGUGUACUCAGGAUUGUGCACACAGCUCUUUAAAGAGGAAUGUGGGCUGUACCAGGACAAGGUGUACUGCUUUGUUCAUCUGAGCAUUCAGGAGUUUCUGGCUGCUGUAUAUGUGUUCCUCUCAUUCAUCAACAACAAUGAGAAUCUAAUGGACAAACUGCAAACAAAAGACGAGCCUGAAGUUGCUUUCUACAAGAGUGCUGUGGAUAAAGCCUUACAAAGUGAGACGGGAAACCUGGACCUUUUCCUCCGCUUCCUUCUGGGCCUCUCACUGGAGUCCAAUCAGAAGCACUUACGAGGUCUACUGACAAAGACAAGAAGCAGCUCACAGAGCCAUGAAGAAACAGUCAAGUACAUCAAGGAGAAGAUCAGGGAGAAUCUCUCUCCAGAGAGGAGCAUCAAUCUGUUCCACUGUCUGAAUGAACUGAAUGACCAUUCUCUAGUGGAGGAGAUCCAAAGCUACCUGAGAUCAGGAAGUCUCUCUAGAGCCAAACUGUCACCUGCACAGUGGUCAGCUCUGGUCUUUGUGUUGCUGACUUCAGAAAAGGAGCUGGAUGUGUUUGACCUGAAGAAAUACUCCAGAUCAGAGGAAGGUCUUCUGAGGCUGCUGCCAGUGGUCAAAGCCUCCAGAGCUGUUCUGCUGUCAGACUGUGGAGUCACAGAGGAAGGCUGUGCUUCUCUGGUCUCAGCUCUGGAGUCAAACCCCUCACACAUGAGAGAGCUGGAUCUGAGUAACAACGACCUGAAGGAUUCAGGAGUGAAGCUGCUCUCUGCUGGACUGGGGAAUCCCCACUGUAAACUGGAGACUCUGAGGCUGUCAGGCUGUCUAGUCACAGAGGAAGGCUGUGCUUCUCUGGUCUCAGCUCUGGAGUCAAACCCCUCACACCUGAGAGAACUGGAUCUGAGUAACAAUGACCUGAAGGAUUCAGGAGUGAAGCUGCUCUCUGCUGGACUGGGGAAUCCCCACUGUAAACUGGAGACUCUGAGGUCAGUAUUCCUGUAGAAGAUGGCACGGGAGGCAGAUGGUUAGAGUCUUUGAUAUUUAUUAAUAUACUAAAAGGGGGAGGCAAGAGAAUGGUCGUGGACAGGCCAAAGGUCAUAACCAGAUCAGAGUCCAGGAGGCACAGAGUGGCAGACAGACUAGAGGUCAGGACAGACAGACUGGACAGGACAGGCAGAAUGGUCAGGCUGACUAGAGGUCAGGACAGGCAGACUGGUCAGGACAGGCAGA
This is a messenger RNA of Oncorhynchus masou masou (cherry salmon), 3470 nucleotides long. Its product is annotated as NLR family CARD domain-containing protein 3-like. Bases 315 to 3242 code for a protein of 975 amino acids. Gene Ontology annotation, molecular function: protein binding. The transcript is spliced from 10 exons. Gene Ontology annotation, biological process: intracellular signal transduction. Lineage: Eukaryota; Metazoa; Chordata; Actinopteri; Salmoniformes; Salmonidae. The record is from RefSeq and is a predicted model, not a curated record.